Sapajus apella (tufted capuchin) is the source of this 4032-nucleotide messenger RNA. It is a transcript of the gene BMP15, whose product is annotated as bone morphogenetic protein 15. Gene Ontology annotation, cellular component: extracellular region. Bases 2726 to 3907 code for a protein of 393 amino acids. The record is from RefSeq and is a predicted model, not a curated record. NCBI's taxonomy places the organism in Eukaryota, Metazoa, Chordata, Mammalia, Primates, Cebidae. Gene Ontology annotation, biological process: SMAD protein signal transduction; BMP signaling pathway. The transcript is spliced from 2 exons. Gene Ontology annotation, molecular function: growth factor activity; cytokine activity.
GCCACCGCACCUGGCCUUAAAAAUCAUUUUCUUUUCUGUAGCUUACUUUAUUGUAGGAAUGCAGUAUAUAAAACAUAGGACAUACAAAAUAUGUUAAUUGAUUGUUAUCCAUAAGACUUCUAGUCAACAGUGGGCUAUUAGUAUAGUCAUCCCUCCUCUCUGUAUACAUGAGAGAUUGAUUCCAGGACCUACUGCAGAUACCAAAACCUGUACAUAUUCAAGUUGCGUACAGUCUGUUUUUCAAAACCUGCACAUACAAAAAGUCAGUCCUCUGUGUAAGUGGGUUCUGCAUCCUGUGAAUAUUGUAUUUUUGAUCCAUGUUUAGUUGAAAAAAAAUCCAUGUUUAAAUGGGCUCGUGAAGUUCAAACUCAUGUUGUUCAAGGUUCAAUGUAAUUAAGUUUGGAGUCAAGUUAUGCCAAAUAUUGACUGCAUGGGAGAUGGGGUGAGGUUAGCACCCCAACCCCCAUGUCGUUCAAGGGUCAACUGUAUUGCCUUUUCCAAUAUGUUGUAAGGAUAAGUAGUGUUUCAGAAAAGAUUUAUUUCAAGAUAUACAUGUGUGUGUGCUUGUGUUUGUAAUGAGUAACAAUGUAAAAUGUAUUUAUUUUUGUAAGUCACAGACAAAAGUGUCUAAAAGCGCUACUGCUCUAGCAAUAGCAUUGCUGAAUUGUUUAUCUUCAGCCUUAAUGGCGAUAAUGCCAGGUUGCUCUCCAAAAUGAUCAUACCAAAUCAGUCUCAACAGCAGUGUGAGAUGUUCCAUAUCUCUCUAUAUAGAUAUUCUAUAUAUUAUACCUAUGUUCCAUACCCUCACCUGAACUUAAUAGUGUCAGACUUUUCAUGUGCUAUCAAUCCAGUGGGUGUUGAAUAGUAUCUUAAUGCGGUUUUCAGUUGAGUUUUUUAGAUUUCUAAUACAUCUUUUCAUGCAUUUGACCACUUAAAUUUUGCUUAUUGUGAGUCAUCUCUUUAUAUCCCUUACUUGUAUAUUAUGCAAUACAACCCUCACAACAACUCUCUGAAGGCGCCAGCAAUAUAGAUGAAGAAACUAAAUCUGGGAGAAAUCUUGCUUAAAGUAACCCAGCUAAUGAGUUUUGAGCUGAAAUUUGAGUCCAGAUGUAGAGAACCCCUAAGCCUAUGCCUUUUGUUUUACACUACAUGCCAGAGCCCAAGGUCAUGUUAGAAAAAAAAACACAAAAAAACAGAGGAAGAAAACAAAUAAAUUUGAACAUGCAACCAUUAGCAACCAUGUCUUGUGUCAAACUAGGCUUUGUGCAAUUAACAUAGAUUAUUUCCCUGUGUCCUCACAACAACCUGUGAGCUAAAACAUGUUAUGUCCAUUCUACAGGUGAGAAAACUAAGGUGUAGAGAAAUGAAGAAAUUUGCCUUGGAAGGGUUAAAUUACAGCUAGAAAUUUGCCUUGGAAAGGUUAAAUUGUAGCUAGGGACAGAAUCGCAAUUCAAACAUGAAUCUCAACUCAAACACAAGCACAGACCUCAAUCACAGAAACUCAAAUAGAUCUGCCUGAUUACAAAGUCCAUCCCUGUUCCACAAUGUUGUCUAUCCAUAAAUAUUCCUGGUGUAAGGUAAAGGCCUCCUGCAAAUCAAGCCUGACUCAUCAUCUCGUAGAGCCAGGUCUUGACCUGCUUCCCCACUUUCUCUCCAGAUCCCCAUCUGUUUCUACUUCGAUGAGGCCAGGACUAUACCUACUAUCUUUCUGCAGAAUCCUGGUCUGAGGUAGCCUUAAAUCGGGCCCAGCCCUGCUGCUUCACAUUAGCCAUCUGAGCUAGGUUAGCUCCCAUUCAUUGAUUGCUCUUCUACUUCCUCAGGCUUCUCUAAUGAAGCCCAAUCAGGGUCUCAACACCUUCCAUGCUAAACCAGAAAAUUAUAAGCAGAGUCCUUAAACGUGGCUGCACAUUAAAAUCACUUGUGAACUUAAAAAAAAUCCUCAUGCGCUAGUUAGAACCCAGAUCCAUUACAUCAGAAUGGUACCCAGGCAUUAACAAUAGUUAAAGCUUCCCAGAUGAUUCUAAUCUACAGCCAAGAUUGAGAACCACUGUUACAGCAUCUUCUUCAAGCUCCAGCAGCCAUACCCAGCAGCUUCCACAUUUUAGGUUUUCAAAGGAACUUCUUGGAGCAUUGUAAAGACCCAGAUUUCUGGACACCACCCUGGAGAAUCCAUGUUUGGGUUCAGACCCAGGAGUCUACAUUCUUAAUAAUCGCCCCAGAUAGUUUCACUGCAGAUUAUUAGCAGACCAUAUUUUGGAAAAUGCUGCAUUAGAGGCAUGGAAGUAGGAUGGGUACAGGAGGCCUCUGGCCCUUUAAGGGUAGAUUAAGGGACUACUUUUAAGGCCGCAGGGCGAAGUAGGGUCAGGCUGCUUUUUUUCAUUCUAGUGGAUAAGUUAAGGAAGUGGGGCCUGAAAUGGACCUCUCCUUUUAGUUACCUCAGCCUCUCAAUUGGUACUAUCUUGUUCUCAGCCCAGGAGAGCGGGAGGGGCAUGCUGCCUUGUUCUACCUUCUGUUUGUUUUGAUGCAAAGAGGCCAAGUUAUAAGGCAUUCUUUGGCCCAGGAGAUCCUCUUAGAGAAAGCAAUAUAGGGCCUGCCUGCCUUUCUUUUUCGUGCCCCAUCCUUGGUUGUGGAGCCAGGAUGCAGUUAUCUGCAUGAAAGGAAACGGUCAGAGUGACAUCCCUUGGACUUGUGUUGGGACCUGUCAUUGAACACCAAGCCUUUCAAGAUGGUCCUCCUCAGUAUUCUUAGAAUUCUUUUUCUUUGGGAACUGGUGCUUUUCAUGGAACACAGGACCCAAAUGGCAGAAGGAGGGCAGUCCUCUAUUGCCCUCCCAGCUGAGGCCCCUACCUUGCCCCUGAUUCAGGAGCUGCUAGAAGAAUCCCCUGCUGAACAGCCAAGGAAGCCCCGGCUCCUAGGACAUUCACUGCGGUACAUGCUGGAGUUGUACCAGCGUUCAGCUGACUCUCAUGGGCACCCUAGAGAGAAUCGCACCAUUGGGGCCACCAUGGUGAGGCUGGUGAAGCCCUUGACCAAUGUAGCAAAGCCUCGCAGAGGUACCUGGCAUAUACAAAUACUCGGCUUUCCUCUCAGACCAAACCGAGGAUUAUAUCAACUAGUUAGAGGCACUGUGGUUUACCGCCAUCACCUCCAACUAACUGGCUUCAAUCUCUCCUGCCAUGUGGAGCCCUGGGCUCAGAAAAGCCCAACCAAACACUUUCUUUCCUCAGAAGGAGGUUCCUCAAACCCUUCCCUGAUGUCUAACGCUUGGAAAGAGAUGGAUAUCACACAACAUGUUCAGCAAAGGUUCUGGAAUAACAAGAGACAGAGGAUCCUAAGACUCCGUUUUAUGUGUCAGCAGCAAAAAGAUAGUGUUGGUCUUGAGCUCUGGCGUGGCACUUCAUCCUUGGACAUUGCCUUCUUGUUACUCUAUUUCAAUGAUACUCAUAAAAGCAUUCAGAAAGCUAAACUUCUUCCCAUGGGCAUGGAGGAGAUCAUGGAAAGGGAAUCCCCUCUUCUACGGAGAACCCGACAAGCAGGCAGUAUUUCAGCUGAGGCUACCGCCUCUUCCUUGAAAGACAGUGAGCCUGAAAAUAACCAGUGUUCCCUCCACCCUUUCCAAGUCAGCUUCCGCCAGCUCGGCUGGGAUCACUGGAUCAUUGCUCCCUCAUUCUACACCCCGAACUACUGUAAAGGAACUUGUCUCCGAGUACUACGUGGUGAUCUCAAUUCCCCCAAUCAUGCCAUUGUUCAGAACCUUGUCAAUCAGCUGGUGGACCCGAGUGUCCCUCGGCCUUCCUGUGUCCCAUAUAAGUAUGUUCCCAUUAGCGUCCUCCUGAUUGAGGCAAAUGGGAGUAUUUUGUAUAAGGAGUAUGAGGGUAUGAUUGCUGAAUCUUGUACAUGCAGAUGACAGCCAAAGCACAGAUAGCUCAGGUUUCCCAGGAAAUUGAAGAAGAGUUUAAAAUAUCAAUGUUAAAACUGCAAGUGAUCCUGUACCAAUCUGUAGGUUAUAUUUCUUGCCUUGUUACUUAAGUC